AUGGAAUCUACACUUCCCCUCGAUCAAACAACCAUGUCUGCUCGUACUCUGCGUGGAGUCGAGGCCUAUUUUACCGUGGUCAUGGAGGACUCCUACGAGUUCAAGAUAGCCCGCGAAGAUUUUGAGCCCGAGACCGUCUUCCGCGAGGUUGUCAUCGCAAAUGAGCUGUCCGAUUUAUUUCAAACCGAACUCACCCCUCGCCAAGAAGCGGCAUUUGAGAACCAUAUCCUGCACGCCCUUGCAUGGAUGGUGUAUGGCUCAAACAAAAUUGAGAAAGCUGGUAGUAGCUCAGAUAUUACUCUCGAACUUUAUGUUGCGGUCUUCCGUGGUGAAGAAAUCCCCGAAGAGAUCGAAGAGCAAGACCAGGAGUACUUGUCUUUUAAGGAGAGUCUGAUCCACCAACACCUUCCAGCAGACACUUCGGCUGUCCUACGCAGUCGCCGGGAGGUUGUGCAACAUGCACAAGCUGCAAAAUUUAUGAUGGACCAGUUGUGCAUCCGUGGCCAGGAUCUAAGUGAACAAAUAAUCCUCGAAGCCCACAGGAUUCUGACCUAUAAAGUGGACGCCGAGACUACCCCCUGGACGGAGUAUAGUGGCGUUUAUCGAAGUUAG
This is a messenger RNA of Penicillium hordei, 612 nucleotides long. RefSeq lists its product as uncharacterized. The coding region runs from base 1 to 612 and encodes 203 amino acids. The record is from RefSeq and is a predicted model, not a curated record. Lineage: Eukaryota; Fungi; Ascomycota; Eurotiomycetes; Eurotiales; Aspergillaceae. The transcript has a single exon.